AGAGACCUCCUUGGUCUUUGAAGUCUCUGUAGAAUAACCCUGUUUGUGGACAUGUGAAACUCUCUAUGGCACAGUAAUGGGAGGAAUACUGGAGCAGCUCAGGACAUAAAAGUCCCCAUGGAGUAGUGACAGUGGUUUUGCCAGGCAAACCUCAGGCUGCUUAAGAAUCAUUUUCUAGUUGAGGCUUCUCUCAGCAACAAGGAAACCACUCAUCAGGAUCCCACAGGUUUCUUUCCCAUGGUAACCUCACGUUGGCAUCAUGCAGAUAAUUACUCCCACUUCCAACACCUUUACUUUGUCUUAACUGGAAUUCCAGGGCUUGAGCAAAAGUAUUAUUGGAUGGCAUUCCCACUGGGUGCUAUAUAUGUCGUUGCCCUCUUUGGCAAUAGCAUCAUAAUCUCUACCAUCAAAUCUGAAUCAUCUCUACGUAUCCCUAUGUACUACUUUCUGUGCAUGCUGGCAUUGGCAGACAUGGGGCUUGCCCUCUGUACUUUGCCCUCUAUGCUAGGAAUAUUCUGGUUUAACUACAAGUCCAUUGCCUUUGAUGCCUGUCUUGUUCAGAUGUACUUCAUCCACACCUUCUCAGCCAUUGAGUCUGGGGUGCUGGUGGCAAUGGCCUUUGAUCGGGGUGUGGCAAUCUGGAGCCCUCUCAGGUACAGUGUCAUUCUAACCAACGGUGUGGUCUGCAAAACAGGGUUAGUCAUCUUGUCAAGGGCAGUCUGUGUUGUCUUCCCUGUGCCUUUCCUCAUCAAGAGGCUCCCCUUCUACCACUCCAACAUCCUCUCCCACUCCUUCUGCCUCCAUCAAGAUGUUAUGCACCUUGCCUGUGCCAGCACCUAUGUCAACAGUCUCUAUGGCCUCAUCGCUGUCAUCUUCACCAAGGGUUCUGACUCCCUAUCCAUCCUCCUCUCCUAUGUGUUUAUACUUCAAACAGUAAUGGCUAUUGCCUCAAGAGAGGGUCAGCUGAAGGCACUCAACACCUGUGUUUCACACAUCUGUGCUGUACUAAUCUUCUAUGUGCCACUCAUUGGGGUGUCUGUCAUUCAUCGCUUUGGAAAGCACCUGUCACCACUGACUCAUGUCCUCAUGGCAAAUGCCUACCUUCUUGUACCCCCUGUGCUAAACCCCAUAGUCUAUACUGUGAAGACCAAAGAAAUACGAAGGAAGAUCAUCCAGAUAUUUGUUCAAACCAAGAUUACAGCAGAAGGUUAGAGGCUGCCUGUUUGAGAGAGGAAGAGUCUAUUCUGCAAAAGCUCAAUUAUGACUAUGAGAAAUAAAGAUUAUUUAUUUA
This is a messenger RNA of Cebus imitator (Panamanian white-faced capuchin), 1291 nucleotides long. RefSeq names its product olfactory receptor 51H1-like. Gene Ontology annotation, biological process: G protein-coupled receptor signaling pathway. The coding region runs from base 238 to 1212 and encodes 324 amino acids. NCBI's taxonomy places the organism in Eukaryota, Metazoa, Chordata, Mammalia, Primates, Cebidae. The record is from RefSeq and is a predicted model, not a curated record. Gene Ontology annotation, cellular component: membrane. Gene Ontology annotation, molecular function: olfactory receptor activity; G protein-coupled receptor activity. The transcript has 2 exons.